This is a messenger RNA of Strongylus vulgaris, 303 nucleotides long. The record is from the annotation of a GenBank genome assembly. Lineage: Eukaryota; Metazoa; Nematoda; Chromadorea; Rhabditida; Strongylidae.
AUGGUACUUCCCUUCUAUCCGACAGAGUCUGAAGCAAUUGGACAAAUUGGAGUGACGAUAGUUGUGGCUGGGAUGCUCGGAUCCGUCGUGGGAGGCUUUUUAUUGGAUAGAUUCAAAAAAUUCAAGCUGACCACUGUUCUUGACUACUUGUUUUCUUUCUUCGGUAUGCUCAGCUUCACAUUCACCCUAGACCUCGGCUCUAUUGCAGUGGUAUUUGUGAAUGCGUUCUUACUUGGGUUCUUCAUGACUGGUUACUUACCCAUUGGCUUUGAGUUUGCUGCGGAGAUUACUUUUCCUGCUGCA